This is a messenger RNA of Drosophila innubila, 1742 nucleotides long. RefSeq names its product tRNA-splicing ligase RtcB homolog (gene RtcB). Gene Ontology annotation, molecular function: RNA ligase (ATP) activity. The transcript is spliced from 2 exons. Gene Ontology annotation, cellular component: tRNA-splicing ligase complex; nucleus. NCBI's taxonomy places the organism in Eukaryota, Metazoa, Arthropoda, Insecta, Diptera, Drosophilidae. Bases 131 to 1651 code for a protein of 506 amino acids. The record is from RefSeq and is a predicted model, not a curated record. Gene Ontology annotation, biological process: tRNA splicing, via endonucleolytic cleavage and ligation.
UCACUUGCCGGCAAGCAAUUGUCAAAUUGCAUUGCAAAUUCUGACGAAAUAGAUUGUAUUUAUUGCAUCAAAUAACAAGUAAAUUAGCAAAUAGAUUAUCAACAAUUGAAAGAAGCAGUUACUGUGCAAAAUGGUGGUGCGCACGUACGAGGAGGAACUCAAAUAUCUGGAGAAAAUCAAUGAUCAUUGUUGGCGCAUCAAAAAGGGCUUCCAGCCCAAUAUGAACGUGGAAGGAUGUUUCUUUGUCAACAGUCGCCUGGAGAAGUUGAUGCUGGAGGAGCUAAAGAACUCCUGCCGUCCCGGAGCUGUUGGCGGCUUUCUGCCGGGGGUCAAGCAGAUUGCCAAUGUGGCUGCAUUGCCGGGAAUUGUGGGACGCUCAAUUGGAUUGCCUGAUAUUCACUCGGGCUAUGGCUUUGCCAUUGGCAACAUGGCUGCCUUUGACAUGGAUGAUCCACUGUCUGUGGUCAGUCCGGGCGGUGUGGGAUUCGACAUCAAUUGUGGCGUGCGUUUGUUGCGCACAAAUCUAUACGAGAAGGAUGUGCAGCCUGUGAAGGAGCAGCUGGCACAGUCGCUAUUCGAUCACAUACCUGUGGGCGUGGGCUCCAAGGGCAUCAUUCCGAUGACUGCCCGAGAUCUGGAGGAGGCACUCGAAAUGGGCAUGGAUUGGUCACUACGCGAGGGUUACGUCUGGGCCGAGGACAAGGAGCACUGCGAGGAGUAUGGCCGCAUGCUGAACGCUGAUCCCGCCAAGGUGAGCAUGCGGGCCAAGAAACGUGGUCUGCCUCAGCUGGGCACAUUGGGCGCUGGCAAUCACUAUGCCGAGAUUCAAGUGGUGGACGAGAUCUACGACAAGUGGAGUGCCUCCAAGAUGGGCAUCGAGGAGAAAGGCCAAGUGGUGGUCAUGAUACACUCGGGCAGCCGUGGCUUUGGCCAUCAGGUGGCCACCGAUGCCCUCGUCCAAAUGGAGAAGGCAAUGAAACGCGACAAGAUCGAAACCAACGAUCGCCAAUUGGCCUGUGCCCGCAUCAACUCUGUUGAGGGUCAGGAUUACCUGAAGGCCAUGGCGGCAGCGGCAAAUUUCGCUUGGGUCAAUCGCAGCUCGAUGACUUUCCUCACACGUCAGGCGUUUGCCAAGAUGUUCAACACAACUCCCGAUGAUCUGGACAUGCAUGUCAUCUACGAUGUCUCGCACAACAUUGCCAAGGUGGAAAAUCACAUGGUCGAUGGCAAGGAGCGCAAGCUGCUCGUGCAUCGCAAAGGUUCCACACGCGCUUUCCCGCCACAUCAUCCAUUGAUCCCAGUGGACUAUCAGUUAACCGGACAACCUGUGCUCGUUGGCGGCACCAUGGGCACCUGCAGCUACGUCCUCACGGGCACGGAACGCGGCAUGCAGGAGACCUUUGGCAGCACGUGUCACGGCGCCGGUCGCGCUUUGUCACGCGCCAAGUCGCGUCGCAAUCUGGACUACAAGGAGGUCCUGGACAAACUGGAUCAACUUGGCAUUGCCAUACGUGUGGCCAGUCCAAAACUGGUCAUGGAAGAGGCUCCGGAAGCGUACAAAGAUGUCACCGACGUCGUGGAUACCUGUCAUGCGGCGGGAAUCAGCAAAAAGUGCAUCAAAAUGCGUCCCAUUGCAGUUAUCAAAGGCUAAACGAGAUUUCAGUUUAAUAUUAAUUUAUAGAAUAUUUAAAAUGCAAUUAAAGCAAUACAAAAACUAUUGUAUUAUCUUGUUAAAAUCCAAA